Messenger RNA from Myxocyprinus asiaticus (Chinese sucker), 2258 nucleotides. RefSeq names its product nucleolus and neural progenitor protein (gene rmp64). The coding region runs from base 8 to 1522 and encodes 504 amino acids. Gene Ontology annotation, cellular component: nucleus. NCBI's taxonomy places the organism in Eukaryota, Metazoa, Chordata, Actinopteri, Cypriniformes, Catostomidae. The record is from RefSeq and is a predicted model, not a curated record. The transcript is spliced from 10 exons. Gene Ontology annotation, biological process: positive regulation of Notch signaling pathway.
UGGAAACAUGGCGCAGGAACCCUGGAAUAAAGUGAAUAUUCCGUUUCCAAGCGCUGUUCAUUCGAGUCGAAUUGCAUUUAAUGCUUCAGUGGGUAUCUUGAUUGAAAGUCUGCUUGCUGACUGUGAGAAAGUGUUGACACUGUUAUGCAGCAAUGUUCUACAGACAGAUAUCCGGGUGCUAUAUGAGCUACUUUACAUCUUGAACAACAGCUUUAGACAACACAAGCCCUUUGGAGCAUUAAAACAGGUUGAACAAUGCGUAAACCGCUUGAAAGAGAUGAAGUUACAAGCAGCAAUAAAAGACCUGAAGGAAUUAUGUCCAAACACAUUUCAGAGAGAUACUGGAACGGAGGUUGGGGAGUGUGACGUUCCCAGUCAGCCCAUGUUGGAGUGGUUCUGUCUCAAAAUACUUGGUGCCUCCAGCCUUUUAGCCCGAACACUGGAACGGUGCAUCCAUGCUUUUCAACUGGUACGACAACACCUUGCGUUGGCUGAAUUCAUUGUGCUGAAUGUGGUGAUAACCAGCAUGCUCAGUCGUCUCUGGGUGUUCUUCAGAGGCAUUCUGAGAGCCCUCGGGCCCAUGUACAAAAAAUCCAUUGAACUCCUCCAGAUGGUGGCUCAGUCUCAGCCCAUGGCCUUCCUGACUGACUUCACCCUGCCUGGGGACCUGAAAGAUGUCUUGUGCCUCACACAUCCUGACCUCCUGAUGGAAGAUUGUUCAAGGAUCUCAAGAAGGAAAGCAAAUUUUAAAUCCUCUGUCCUUAGCAGGCUGUUUGGGGACAAAGGGAAAAAAGAGGACAAGAGAGAAGAAGAGAGUGAGAUAAUGCCAAUAUUAGCUGCUGGUCUCGAUGAAAGCUCUAGUCUGGACCUGGGGACAGCAGUUUUACAGCAACGACCAGAAGCCUCUCACUCUGGAUUGGACAUUAAGGUUGUGCUUCGACGAUCUUAUAAAACUACAAAACAGCCAAAGGUGAAAUUGGACAUCUCAAGCCAAGCUGCAGUCUGUCAGAAAAGGAAGUUCUUGAGAUUAUUGAGGAAGGUUUCCUCCUUCAGAAACAUGGCUGCACACAUGAAGGAAGUGAUGCAGUGGUGCAGGAGCUGUAAGUGCUAUCAAGAGCGCAAGCAGCUCGCCUUCCUACUCCUGAAGUGUCUGAGAAUGGAAAGUCUGGAAGCUGAAGGUGUCAGGAUGGAAAACAGAUUGAAGAAGUUUAAGUUAAAAGUUCAAAAGGCAUUGAUGCUUCAGAAGACCUUUCCACCAAAACGUUCCUGUACCUUUGCUGCUCUUUGGAGAACCCGAUGGCAGCGAAGAACCUGUCUUAGAUCAAUCAUGACACACUACAGAACUGCCAGACGCUCUACAACAGUUAAAGACUUGUUUGAGGUGUCAUCGAAUCACAGGGGGAAAUCCAGCCCACUGGAACAACCUUCUAAAGAAAAGAACAUGCUGAUGGAUCGCAGUUUAAUCUCAAAUUUCUGCAGAGAUAAUGUAUUUUUUGUAUUCUUGUUUGACAAAUUAAUUUAAUUUUUCCCUAUGAAUUCUUUGUAAUAAUUUUGUCCUGCAAGUAUACUGCAUGGAAUGUGGCAAAAAAAAAAGAGUAACAAAGUGAGAGGAUGAACCUGCAGUCCGGAGGAAGUUUGUGAACCUUUUCCCUCAUUGGCACGUAAAAUGUAAUCAGAUUUUAAACAGUUUUUAAUUUAUCUUCUGGAUGGAUGGAUUUUUUUGAUAAUUUAGGGGAAUUAAUUUGCAAAACAGAAGUAAAACUACACAUAUUAAAUCAGAUUAAUUUUCAGCCCAUAAGCAUUCCUCAUGUAAAUGUUUGAACAAUACAAACAUAGCCAUGUGUUCUAGCCAAGUAGGUGUAAGAAUAGAGAGUUACCCUGAUCCCAUAAUCCUGUUCUGUUACCAAAUUUUCAUUAAGCAAGAUGGACUGCUUAGGAGCCCAAAAGUACAAUAUAAAGAAAAGUGGAUCUAAAAGUCAAUUAUCAUGUUUGGAAAAUACAAAUGUAAAAAUACAUUCUGUAUACUUAACUGACUUUAUAAAUUGGCCAAUAAAUGGGCAUUUUAAAAUGACUCAAUUCAUGUUUAAUAUUGUAGUUUAAUAUAAAAAUAAUCAUUUUUAAAUUGCAUUUUAAAAGAGCAUUCACCUAUUACUUUUUUCAUCCAUUUGCAAGUUGAGUCAAAAACAAAUGUACCCUUUGACAGGAUUGCUGCCAGUGAAAUGUUUAGAGAGAGGUUGUAUUUUUUUAUUAUAUAUAUA